Messenger RNA from Falco peregrinus (peregrine falcon), 1565 nucleotides. It is a transcript of the gene FBLIM1, whose product is annotated as filamin binding LIM protein 1. Gene Ontology annotation, biological process: cell-cell adhesion. Bases 94 to 1122 code for a protein of 342 amino acids. The record is from RefSeq and is a predicted model, not a curated record. The transcript has 8 exons. Gene Ontology annotation, molecular function: filamin binding. Gene Ontology annotation, cellular component: stress fiber; focal adhesion. NCBI's taxonomy places the organism in Eukaryota, Metazoa, Chordata, Aves, Falconiformes, Falconidae.
CUCUGCCUCCCCGCUGCCCCCGCCGCGCCGGGCAGGGUGCGCCCGCCGAGCGCACGGAGGGACCCGCACCGGCCCCCCAGGUCCAGCCCUUCCAUGGCUUCGGCAAUGCUGCCGGGGAAAGCGGAGAAGAGGAUUGCUUCAUCAGUCUUCAUCACCCUGGUGCCACCACGGAGGGAGGCGGCUGCCAAGGAGAAAACCCAGAGGGAGCUGCAGCCAGACGGUGCCGAGGUGCUGGGCACCCACCGGCCAUGGGCCCCGCCGCCGCGGCCGCCCGCGUUGCCCAACGGAGAAACCCGCCCUGUGGCUGUGGCCCCUGUGCCUUCAUCCCCGCCGGUCCUCGUCCUUUCCGAAGCACCCCAGCCCUUGUCUGCUGAGGUGCUGGGUCCAGCGCUGCAGCAACUGGACCUUGCGGCACCCACCACCCUCCAGACCCCUUCCGCCUCCCCUGCUGAAUUGAGGCCACCCAAAUGUUGCCAGGAGCAAGCGGGCAAGCCGCAGUGGCAGGAUGCAAAUGGGCACCCAGAGAGGGACAGCUCCAGAGACAUCUGCGCUUUCUGCCACAAAGCAGUGGGGCCCCGGGAGCCGACGGUGGAGGCGAUGCGGAAGCAGUACCACGCCGACUGCUUCACCUGCCGCACGUGCCACCGGCUCCUGGCCGGCCAGCGCUACUACCAAAAAGACGGGCGCCCCACGUGUGACACCUGCUACCAGGCCACGCUGGAGAAAUGUGCCAAGUGCCGGGGGCUGAUCGUGGAGCGCAUCGUCCGUGCCCUGGGCAAGGGCUACCACCCCGGCUGCUUCUCCUGCACCGCUUGCGGCCGGGCCAUUGGUGCCGAGAGCUUCGCUGUGGAUGAGCGGAACGAGGUGUACUGCGUGGCCGACUUCUACAGGAAAUACGCUGCGGUUUGCAGCGCCUGCAAGCACCCCAUCAUCCCCCGCGAGGACAAGGACACCUACAAGAUCGAGUGCCUGGGACGCAGUUUCCAUGAGAGCUGCUACCGCUGCGAGAGCUGUGGGACACCCCUGUCACCGGAGCUGACGGAGAACGGGUGCUACCCCCUGGACGACCACCUCCUCUGCAAGUCCUGCCACGUCCGCCGACGUAACGAGUCGUCCUGCUAAAACUCCAUGGCUCAAACUCCAUCUUCCAGCACUAGACACCAAAAAGAAGCUGCACCCACCGGGCUGCACCCCACGGCCGGUGCCAGGUGCCUGCUGCACCCUCAAAUAGCUGCAGGACUGGUGUUUUUGUCACCAAAAUGCACCUGGGACCCCGACCCACUGGGCUGGCCAGGCGGAGGAUGCAGACAUAGUGUCCCAGCGUGGCUCUGCGCUCGUUGCAAACAUAAAAAGCCCUGGCAGAGCAGUGGUGGCAGAGGAGCUGAGGUUUUAUUCACUUCUUUUUUUAAACUCCUUUUCUGAGGCCGGUUUGGUUUCCUUGGGUGUUUUUUCUUUCUUCUCAAGCUUCCUUGGGGUUUCACUUAAACAUUUCUCUUUGUGGUGAUGCAGAGAGCAGGCACUGAUUCAGUUACUCGCAGUUAAAUAAAACUCCGAGUUUAAAAGCC